Molecule: messenger RNA, 1578 nt
Organism: Thrips palmi
Lineage: Eukaryota; Metazoa; Arthropoda; Insecta; Thysanoptera; Thripidae
Product: D-beta-hydroxybutyrate dehydrogenase, mitochondrial
Exons: 7
Coding region: 322-1323 (333 amino acids)
Source: RefSeq, a predicted model, not a curated record
GCUCGCAGCCCGCGGUGUCAUGAUCUCCGUGGCGUUAGCGUUCCCCUCUUUCGCUCUCGCUACCCCGAUGCGACCGUAGCGGCCUCGUGCUGCCUCGUGCGUGCGCCGUGCACCGUCGCGGGGGUUGUCACCCCAACAAGCGGUGCGUGUGUCGCGUGUCGCCGGACCGGCGACAGUGUGCCAGUGAAUACAGUGGAUACAGUGCAGUGACGAGCGUGAGGAUUACGGAUUACCCCCAACCACCCCCAACUCCAGGCCGGCGGCCGUCCGCCACGUUCGAGACCUUCUUCACCCCGGGCAUGCGCUGUUGAAAACCGGGCCAUGGACGACAACACGUCCAUCGUGCUGGCGCUGCAGCUGCUGGCGCUGUGCUGCAUCGCCUGCGCCCUGCUGCUCUACCUGCUGAGGAGGAUUCGGCCGCAGCCCGCCAGCCUGCAGACCAAGGAGGCGCUGCACGCCGAUCCCGAGGACGUGCUGACGGGGCGCGCGGCGGGCCGCUCCGUGCUCAUCACGUGCUGCGACACGGCCCUGGGCCUGCAGCUCGCCAUGCACCUCAGCAACGUGGGCUUCCGCGUGUUCGCUGGGCUGCGCGCCGCCGACUCCGAGAAGGACGGCGGCCAGGACGCCGCAGGCGUGGACUCGGUGUGCGGCCGGCUGCUCCGCGCGCACGCCAAGCACCAGGAGGCGGUGUUCGGCGACCUGCCCUACCAGGGCUGCCUCGUCACGCUGCCCAUGGACGUGACCCGCGAGGACGUCCUGCACGAGGCCAUGGACGUCAUCCGCAGGCACCUCCCCGCCGGCCACGACGGCCUGCACGCGGUGAUCAACACGGCGGGGCUGUGCACCCGAGGCCGCCUGGAGGUGCAGGAGAACGUGCACUGGGACGCGCUGCUCAAGGUGAACGUGGUGGGCGCCCUGAGGACCGCCAGGGCAUUCCUGCCGCUGCUCAGGAACAACAAGGGCCGCCUGCUGAACGUGGGUGCCCCCGGCGCGCUGGGCGGCGACGCGGGCGCGGGCGCCGUGGCUUACACCGCGGCGCGCUACGCCGUGGAGGGCGCCACCAACGCCCUGCGCGCCGAGAUGGAGCCCCUGGGGGUGUCCGUCAUCAGCCUGCAGCCACCCGAGGGCGCCACCGGCGAGGCGCUGUUCCAGCCGCCCAGGGAGGCGUCGGAGCACCACGACGUCCUGGGCGCGACGGCGCUGCACGCCGUGGAGGAGGCCCUGCUCAGCGACAAGCCCAAGCCGCGCUACCAGCUGCGCGAGCGCGUCGGCCUGCUGCGCGCCGUGAUCCCCCACAUGGCCGUCGGCAAGCACGCCGCCUGAGGGCGGCCGCCACCGCGCGCGUCGCGAGCGCCCCGAUGUCUUCCGUGAAGACCGACAAGGCCGCGCUCGUGGACGCAAUGUAUCGUUUGCUCAUUUUUACGCCAGCCAUAAUGUACCCAAGCCUGUCAGGCCUGUUAGUGCGAGAGAGGGGGAAGUCCAGCAGUGCGCGUGCCCGCUGGGACGCUCCACAGUGGGCCAGAAGACCGGUGGAGGCGGCCAAAACUCCAGACGCGUUUUGAGCUCUAGAGUCGCUUA